This is a messenger RNA of Erpetoichthys calabaricus (reedfish), 14790 nucleotides long. RefSeq lists its product as uncharacterized. Gene Ontology annotation, biological process: cell-matrix adhesion. Gene Ontology annotation, cellular component: cell surface. Lineage: Eukaryota; Metazoa; Chordata; Cladistia; Polypteriformes; Polypteridae. The coding region runs from base 10 to 14790 and encodes 4926 amino acids. The record is from RefSeq and is a predicted model, not a curated record. The transcript is spliced from 101 exons.
AUACCAGGAAUGAGUAUUGGGAUGUGGAUCAACCAGAACAUUGGACCCUUUGCAGAAAGCUUAAGUGACCAGGACAUAAUCGAUUUAAAUCCAAACCUACAACAGUUGAAAGAUUUAGGCACUCUUCCUCCAGCAAAUAUUGCAGCCCUCACAUUUGACUCCAGCGUUGGCGCCCUGGACAGUGUUUGGGUCAUUAGUUACAUCUUCGAUGCGCUUCUGAACUUCACCAGUGAAGAAGAGCUUGAAGAAUACUUUGACAGUUUUGUUUAUUUCGCAUCCAAGAACAAUGUGACAGUCAUCGGAAACACUCAAGUGAGAGACACCAUGCUGAGUAAAACAAUGGAAGCUCUCCUCCACUCUUUGGUUUAUUCCAAUUCCUCUGACAUACAUGAAUGGUUUACAGUGAGGUUGUCCUUGCUUUUACCCAGUGUCAACUCUUAUGUACUUGGAUCUAUUCCAUUAAACAUCACUUGCGACAGUUACAAAGCAGUAAUUCAAGGGCUUGGUGACGUCUAUCAAUCAUUGACAGUGGAACAGCAAGAUGCCGUUUUUAAUUUCAGCAGUAAUUACUUACUUAUCUCCAGUGAAGGUUCCAGCUGUUCAGGCAGCGUCACCAGCAGUAGACAGUGUCUAACACAGAUGCUGGGCCCCUUCUAUACAAGUGCUUCAUAUCUGGAACUUUCCCAGCUCUGUGGAAAUUUUAGUGGGAUGGAAGUGCUGGAAUUGCUUACAUCAGCCCAGGUCGCCCAGUUCACCGUAGACCUUCUACUGGGAGACACGGACAGUAACAUGCUCUUCAGUUACAUCUCUGAAAUUACCAUGACCUCCUCGUUCCAAGAAAACAUUGAUGAAUUUUUCUACCAGUUUAAAACUUCUGCAUUGCAGCAAAACCUCACAGUCAUCAAGGACACAGAAGUGGCAACACUCAUGCUAAACAGAACCAUCACCAUCCUGAUUCCUUAUUUCCAAGACUUUACCUUCUUGGACUGGCAAGACUGGUUUCAAGUGAACCUGGCCCCAAUGCUAUCCGGUGUCAAUGUCGACAUUUUGUCAGCUCUACCGCAGAAUAUUUCUUGUGAAUCUUACCAAGCAAUAAUACAGGCUUUUGACAGCGUCUUUACAUCUCUGUCACUGGAACAGUCCAAAGCUGUGUUUAGCUUUGCGGAAGGCUACUUGCAGCAUGUUGUGCAAAAUGGCGUCGCUUGUGCCUUACCAGGGCAGGACAGUCUAGGCUGGCUUGUUGUGAAUUUUGGGCAAUUUUCCAUCUUUGCUCAGUACAGCGAUUUUGUCCUUUUAAAUUACAACUUUAAUUGGUUUGAAGUCCUACAGGUGCUAACUCCUGUGCAACUUGCUGACGUAACUGUCGUGUCAACAGCCCUGUCUAAUUCUACAGAAAUCCAGCUCAUCUUUAGCUACUUAGUUAAAGGAAAUGCAGUCGACAACUUUGCUCAAUACUUCUCAGAACUAAGCAUCAAGAACGUCACUGUCCAGAAUUCAGAUGUUGGAGGGUUCAUGAUUGAACAGGUCUAUCAAAUCGUCGGGACGUAUUUCUCCACAUUUAACAGCUCUGAAACAGUAGAAUGGUUCCAAGUGGUUCUUGUGCCAGUGCUGCCUUGGAUCAACCCUGAAAUGGUUGCGUCGGUAAUCUCUGACACCAGUUGUGCUGAAUACCAGGCAAUAUUGAGUGGGCUGGCUGGAGCUGCUGCCUAUAUGAGUCCUGAAACAAAGAGGGAAAUAGCAAAUGUCAUACUUAACUAUCUACAGGAACAAAGAAAUGCCUCAGAAUGCUUCAUACAAGGAAUGAGUAUUGGGGUGUGGAUCAACCAGAACAUUGGACCCUUUGCAGAAAGCUUAAGUGACCAGGACAUAAUCGAUUUAAAUCCAAACCUACAACAGUUGAAAGAUUUAGGCACUCUUCCUCCAGCAAAUAUUGCAGCCCUCACAUUUGACUCCAGCGUUGGCGCCCUGGACAGUGUUUGGGUCAUUAGUUACAUCUUUGAUGCGCUCCUGAACUUCACCAGUGAAGAAGAGCUUGAAGAAUACUUUGACAGUUUUGUUUAUUUCGCAUCCAAGAACAAUGUGACAGUCAUCGGAAACACUCAAGUGAGAGACACCAUGCUGAGUAAAACAAUGGAAGCUCUCCCCCACUCUUUGGUUUAUUCCAAUUCCUCUGACAUACAUGAAUGGUUUACAGUGAGGUUGUCCUUGCUUUUACCCAGUGUCAACUCUUAUGUACUUGGAUCUAUUCCAUUAAACAUCACUUGCGACAGUUACAAAGCAGUAAUUCAAGGGCUUAGUGACGUCUAUCAAUCAUUGACAGUGGAACAGCAAGAUGCCGUUUUUAGUUUCAGCAGUAAUUACUUACUUAUCUCCAGUGAAGGUUCCAGCUGUUCAGGCAGCGUCACCAGCAGUAGACAGUGUCUAACACAGAUGCUGGGCCCCUUCUAUACAAGUGCUUCAUAUCUGGAACUUUCCCAGCUCUGUGGAAAUUUUAGUGGGAUGGAAGUGCUGGAAUUGCUUACAACAGCCCAGGUCGCCCAGUUCACCGUAGACCUUCUACUGGGAGACACGGACAGUAACAUGCUCUUCAGUUACAUCUCUGAAAUUACCAUGACCUCCUCGUUCCAAGAAAACAUUGAUGAAUUUUUCUACCAGUUUAAAACUUCUGCAUUGCAGCAAAACCUCACAGUCAUCAAGGACACAGAAGUGGCAACACUCAUGCUAAACAGAACCAUCACCAUCCUGAUUCCUUAUUUCCAAGACUUUACCUUCUUGGACUGGCAAGUCUGGUUUCAAGUGAACCUGGCCCCACUGCUAUCCGGUGUCAAUGUCGACAUUUUGUCAGCUCUAUCGCAGAAUAUUUCCUGUGAAUCUUACCAAGCAAUAAUACAGGCUUUUGACAGCGUCUUUACAUCUCUGUCACUGGAACAGUCCAAAGCUGUGUUUAGCUUUGCGGAAGGCUACUUGCAGCAUGUUGUGCAAAAUGGCGUCGCUUGUGCCUUACCAGGGCAGGACAGUCUAGGCUGGCUUGUUGUGAAUUUUGGGCAAUUUUCCAUCUUUGCUCAGUACAGCGAUUUUGUCCUUUUAAAUUACAACUUUAAUUGGUUUGAAGUCCUACAGGUGCUAACUCCUGUGCAACUUGCUGACGUAACUGUCGUGUCAACAGCCCUGUCUAAUUCUACAGAAAUCCAGCUCAUCUUUAGCUACUUAGUUAAAGGAAAUGCAGUCGACAACUUUGCUCAAUACUUCUCAGAACUAAGCAUCAAGAACGUCACUGUCCAGAAUUCAGAUGUUGGAGGGUUCAUGAUUGAACAGGUCUAUCAAAUCGUCGGGACGUAUUUCUCCACAUUUAACAGCUCUGAAACAGUAGAAUGGUUCCAAGUGGUUCUUGUGCCAGUGCUGCCUUGGAUCAACCCUGAAAUGGUGGCGUCGGUAAUCUCUGACACCAGUUGUGCUGAAUACCAGGCAAUAUUGAGUGGGCUGGCUGGAGCUGCUGCCUAUAUGAGUCCUGAAACAAAGAGGGAAAUAGCAAAUGUCAUACUUAACUAUCUACAGGAACAAAGAAAUGCCUCAGAAUGCUUCAUACAAGGAAUGAGUAUUGGGGUGUGGAUCAACCAGAACAUUGGACCCUUUGCAGAAAGCUUAAGUGACCAGGACAUAAUCGAUUUAAAUCCAAACCUACAACAGUUGAAAGAUUUAGGCACUCUUCCUCCAGCAAAUAUUGCAGCCCUCACAUUUGACUCCAGCGUUGGCGCCCUGGACAGUGUUUGGGUCAUUAGUUACAUCUUUGAUGCGCUCCUGAACUUCACCAGUGAAGAAGAGCUGGAAGAAUACUUUGACAGUUUUGUUUAUUUCGCAUCCAAGAACAAUGUGACAGUCAUCGGAAACACUCAAGUGAGAGACACCAUGCUGAGUAAAACAAUGGAAGCUCUCCCCCACUCUUUGGUUUAUUCCAAUUCCUCUGACAUACAUGAAUGGUUUACAGUGAGGUUGUCCUUGCUUUUACCCAGUGUCAACUCUUAUGUACUUGGAUCUAUUCCAUUAAACAUCACUUGCGACAGUUACAAAGCAGUAAUUCAAGGGCUUAGUGACGUCUAUCAAUCAUUGACAGUGGAACAGCAAGAUGCCGUUUUUAAUUUCAGCAGUAAUUACUUACUUAUCUCCAGUGAAGGUUCCAGCUGUUCAGGCAGCGUCACCAGCAGUAGACAGUGUCUAACACAGAUGCUGGGCCCCUUCUAUACAAGUGCUUCAUAUCUGGAACUUUCCCAGCUCUGUGGAAAUUUUAGUGGGAUGGAAGUGCUGGAAUUGCUUACAACAGCCCAGGUCGCCCAGUUCACCGUAGACCUUCUACUGGGAGACACGGACAGUAACAUGCUCUUCAGUUACAUCUCUGAAAUUACCAUGACCUCCUCGUUCCAAGAAAACAUUGAUGAAUUUUUCUACCAGUUUAAAACUUCUGCAUUGCAGCAAAACCUCACAGUCAUCAAGGACACAGAAGUGGCAACACUCAUGCUAAACAGAACCAUCACCAUCCUGAUUCCUUAUUUCCAAGACUUUACCUUCUUGGACUGGCAAGUCUGGUUUCAAGUGAACCUGGCCCCACUGCUAUCCGGUGUCAAUGUCGACAUUUUGUCAGCUCUAUCGCAGAAUAUUUCCUGUGAAUCUUACCAAGCAAUAAUACAGGCUUUUGACAGCGUCUUUACAUCUCUGUCACUGGAACAGUCCAAAGCUGUGUUUAGCUUUGCGGAAGGCUACUUGCAGCAUGUUGUGCAAAAUGGCGUCGCUUGUGCCUUACCAGGGCAGGACAGUCUAGGCUGGCUUGUUGUGAAUUUUGGGCAAUUUUCCAUCUUUGCUCAGUACAGCGAUUUUGUCCUUUUAAAUUACAACUUUAAUUGGUUUGAAGUCCUACAGGUGCUAACUCCUGUGCAACUUGCUGACGUAACUGUCGUGUCAACAGCCCUGUCUAAUUCUACAGAAAUCCAGCUCAUCUUUAGCUACUUAGUUAAAGGAAAUGCAGUCGACAACUUUGCUCAAUACUUCUCAGAACUAAGCAUCAAGAACGUCACUGUCCAGAAUUCAGAUGUUGGAGGGUUCAUGAUUGAACAGGUCUAUCAAAUCGUCGGGACGUAUUUCUCCACAUUUAACAGCUCUGAAACAGUAGAAUGGUUCCAAGUGGUUCUUGUGCCAGUGCUGCCUUGGAUCAACCCUGAAAUGGUGGCGUCGGUAAUCUCUGACACCAGUUGUGCUGAAUACCAGGCAAUAUUGAGUGGGCUGGCUGGAGCUGCUGCCUAUAUGAGUCCUGAAACAAAGAGGGAAAUAGCAAAUGUCAUACUUAACUAUCUACAGGAACAAAGAAAUGCCUCAGAAUGCUUCAUACAAGGAAUGAGUAUUGGGGUGUGGAUCAACCAGAACAUUGGACCCUUUGCAGAAAGCUUAAGUGACCAGGACAUAAUCGAUUUAAAUCCAAACCUACAACAGUUGAAAGAUUUAGGCACUCUUCCUCCAGCAAAUAUUGCAGCCCUCACAUUUGACUCCAGCGUUGGCGCCCUGGACAGUGUUUGGGUCAUUAGUUACAUCUUUGAUGCGCUCCUGAACUUCACCAGUGAAGAAGAGCUUGAAGAAUACUUUGACAGUUUUGUUUAUUUCGCAUCCAAGAACAAUGUGACAGUCAUCGGAAACACUCAAGUGAGAGACACCAUGCUGAGUAAAACAAUGGAAGCUCUCCCCCACUCUUUGGUUUAUUCCAAUUCCUCUGACAUACAUGAAUGGUUUACAGUGAGGUUGUCCUUGCUUUUACCCAGUGUCAACUCUUAUGUACUUGGAUCUAUUCCAUUAAACAUCACUUGCGACAGUUACAAAGCAGUAAUUCAAGGGCUUAGUGACGUCUAUCAAUCAUUGACAGUGGAACAGCAAGAUGCCGUUUUUAAUUUCAGCAGUAAUUACUUACUUAUCUCCAGUGAAGGUUCCAGCUGUUCAGGCAGCGUCACCAGCAGUAGACAGUGUCUAACACAGAUGCUGGGCCCCUUCUAUACAAGUGCUUCAUAUCUGGAACUUUCCCAGCUCUGUGGAAAUUUUAGUGGGAUGGAAGUGCUGGAAUUGCUUACAACAGCCCAGGUCGCCCAGUUCACCGUAGACCUUCUACUGGGAGACACGGACAGUAACAUGCUCUUCAGUUACAUCUCUGAAAUUACCAUGACCUCCUCGUUCCAAGAAAACAUUGAUGAAUUUUUCUACCAGUUUAAAACUUCUGCAUUGCAGCAAAACCUCACAGUCAUCAAGGACACAGAAGUGGCAACACUCAUGCUAAACAGAACCAUCACCAUCCUGAUUCCUUAUUUCCAAGACUUUACCUUCUUGGACUGGCAAGUCUGGUUUCAAGUGAACCUGGCCCCACUGCUAUCCGGUGUCAAUGUCGACAUUUUGUCAGCUCUAUCGCAGAAUAUUUCCUGUGAAUCUUACCAAGCAAUAAUACAGGCUUUUGACAGCGUCUUUACAUCUCUGUCACUGGAACAGUCCAAAGCUGUGUUUAGCUUUGCGGAAGGCUACUUGCAGCAUGUUGUGCAAAAUGGCGUCGCUUGUGCCUUACCAGGGCAGGACAGUCUAGGCUGGCUUGUUGUGAAUUUUGGGCAAUUUUCCAUCUUUGCUCAGUACAGCGAUUUUGUCCUUUUAAAUUACAACUUUAAUUGGUUUGAAGUCCUACAGGUGCUAACUCCUGUGCAACUUGCUGACGUAACUGUCGUGUCAACAGCCCUGUCUAAUUCUACAGAAAUCCAGCUCAUCUUUAGCUACUUAGUUAAAGGAAAUGCAGUCGACAACUUUGCUCAAUACUUCUCAGAACUAAGCAUCAAGAACGUCACUGUCCAGAAUUCAGAUGUUGGAGGGUUCAUGAUUGAACAGGUCUAUCAAAUCGUCGGGACGUAUUUCUCCACAUUUAACAGCUCUGAAACAGUAGAAUGGUUCCAAGUGGUUCUUGUGCCAGUGCUGCCUUGGAUCAACCCUGAAAUGGUGGCGUCGGUAAUCUCUGACACCAGUUGUGCUGAAUACCAGGCAAUAUUGAGUGGGCUGGCUGGAGCUGCUGCCUAUAUGAGUCCUGAAACAAAGAGGGAAAUAGCAAAUGUCAUACUUAACUAUCUACAGGAACAAAGAAAUGCCUCAGAAUGCUUCAUACAAGGAAUGAGUAUUGGGGUGUGGAUCAACCAGAACAUUGGACCCUUUGCAGAAAGCUUAAGUGACCAGGACAUAAUCGAUUUAAAUCCAAACCUACAACAGUUGAAAGAUUUAGGCACUCUUCCUCCAGCAAAUAUUGCAGCCCUCACAUUUGACUCCAGCGUUGGCGCCCUGGACAGUGUUUGGGUCAUUAGUUACAUCUUCGAUGCGCUUCUGAACUUCACCAGUGAAGAAGAGCUUGAAGAAUACUUUGACAGUUUUGUUUAUUUCGCAUCCAAGAACAAUGUGACAGUCAUCGGAAACACUCAAGUGAGAGACACCAUGCUGAGUAAAACAAUGGAAGCUCUCCCCCACUCUUUGGUUUAUUCCAAUUCCUCUGACAUACAUGAAUGGUUUACAGUGAGGUUGUCCUUGCUUUUACCCAGUGUCAACUCUUAUGUACUUGGAUCUAUUCCAUUAAACAUCACUUGCGACAGUUACAAAGCAGUAAUUCAAGGGCUUAGUGACGUCUAUCAAUCAUUGACAGUGGAACAGCAAGAUGCCGUUUUUAAUUUCAGCAGUAAUUACUUACUUAUCUCCAGUGAAGGUUCCAGCUGUUCAGGCAGCGUCACCAGCAGUAGACAGUGUCUAACACAGAUGCUGGGCCCCUUCUAUACAAGUGCUUCAUAUCUGGAACUUUCCCAGCUCUGUGGAAAUUUUAGUGGGAUGGAAGUGCUGGAAUUGCUUACAACAGCCCAGGUCGCCCAGUUCACCGUAGACCUUCUACUGGGAGACACGGACAGUAACAUGCUCUUCAGUUACAUCUCUGAAAUUACCAUGACCUCCUCGUUCCAAGAAAACAUUGAUGAAUUUUUCUACCAGUUUAAAACUUCUGCAUUGCAGCAAAACCUCACAGUCAUCAAGGACACAGAAGUGGCAACACUCAUGCUAAACAGAACCAUCACCAUCCUGAUUCCUUAUUUCCAAGACUUUACCUUCUUGGACUGGCAAGACUGGUUUCAAGUGAACCUGGCCCCACUGCUAUCCGGUGUCAAUGUCGACAUUUUGUCAGCUCUAUCGCAGAAUAUUUCCUGUGAAUCUUACCAAGCAAUAAUACAGGCUUUUGACAGCGUCUUUACAUCUCUGUCACUGGAACAGUCCAAAGCUGUGUUUAGCUUUGCGGAAGGCUACUUGCAGCAUGUUGUGCAAAAUGGCGUCGCUUGUGCCUUACCAGGGCAGGACAGUCUAGGCUGGCUUGUUGUGAAUUUUGGGCAAUUUUCCAUCUUUGCUCAGUACAGCGAUUUUGUCCUUUUAAAUUACAACUUUAAUUGGUUUGAAGUCCUACAGGUGCUAACUCCUGUGCAACUUGCUGACGUAACUGUCGUGUCAACAGCCCUGUCUAAUUCUACAGAAAUCCAGCUCAUCUUUAGCUACUUAGUUAAAGGAAAUGCAGUCGACAACUUUGCUCAAUACUUCUCAGAACUAAGCAUCAAGAACGUCACUGUCCAGAAUUCAGAUGUUGGAGGGUUCAUGAUUGAACAGGUCUAUCAAAUCGUCGGGACGUAUUUCUCCACAUUUAACAGCUCUGAAACAGUAGAAUGGUUCCAAGUGGUUCUUGUGCCAGUGCUGCCUUGGAUCAACCCUGAAAUGGUUGCGUCGGUAAUCUCUGACACCAGUUGUGCUGAAUACCAGGCAAUAUUGAGUGGGCUGGCUGGAGCUGCUGCCUAUAUGAGUCCUGAAACAAAGAGGGAAAUAGCAAAUGUCAUACUUAACUAUCUACAGGAACAAAGAAAUGCCUCAGAAUGCUUCAUACAAGGAAUGAGUAUUGGGGUGUGGAUCAACCAGAACAUUGGACCCUUUGCAGAAAGCUUAAGUGACCAGGACAUAAUCGAUUUAAAUCCAAACCUACAACAGUUGAAAGAUUUAGGCACUCUUCCUCCAGCAAAUAUUGCAGCCCUCACAUUUGACUCCAGCGUUGGCGCCCUGGACAGUGUUUGGGUCAUUAGUUACAUCUUUGAUGCGCUCCUGAACUUCACCAGUGAAGAAGAGCUUGAAGAAUACUUUGACAGUUUUGUUUAUUUCGCAUCCAAGAACAAUGUGACAGUCAUCGGAAACACUCAAGUGAGAGACACCAUGCUGAGUAAAACAAUGGAAGCUCUCCUCCACUAUUUGGUUUAUUCCAAUUCCUCUGACAUACAUGAAUGGUUUACAGUGAGGUUGUCCUUGCUUUUACCCAGUGUCAACUCUUAUGUACUUGGAUCUAUUCCAUUAAACAUCACUUGCGACAGUUACAAAGCAGUAAUUCAAGGGCUUAGUGACGUCUAUCAAUCAUUGACAGUGGAACAGCAAGAUGCCGUUUUUAAUUUCAGCAGUAAUUACUUACUUAUCUCCAGUGAAGGUUCCAGCUGUUCAGGCAGCGUCACCAGCAGUAGACAGUGUCUAACACAGAUGCUGGGCCCCUUCUAUACAAGUGCUUCAUAUCUGGAACUUUCCCAGCUCUGUGGAAAUUUUAGUGGGAUGGAAGUGCUGGAAUUGCUUACAACAGCCCAGGUCGCCCAGUUCACCGUAGACCUUCUACUGGGAGACACGGACAGUAACAUGCUCUUCAGUUACAUCUCUGAAAUUACCAUGACCUCCUCGUUCCAAGAAAACAUUGAUGAAUUUUUCUACCAGUUUAAAACUUCUGCAUUGCAGCAAAACCUCACAGUCAUCAAGGACACAGAAGUGGCAACACUCAUGCUAAACAGAACCAUCACCAUCCUGAUUCCUUAUUUCCAAGACUUUACCUUCUUGGACUGGCAAGUCUGGUUUCAAGUGAACCUGGCCCCACUGCUAUCCGGUGUCAAUGUCGACAUUUUGUCAGCUCUAUCGCAGAAUAUUUCCUGUGAAUCUUACCAAGCAAUAAUACAGGCUUUUGACAGCGUCUUUACAUCUCUGUCACUGGAACAGUCCAAAGCUGUGUUUAGCUUUGCGGAAGGCUACUUGCAGCAUGUUGUGCAAAAUGGCGUCGCUUGUGCCUUACCAGGGCAGGACAGUCUAGGCUGGCUUGUUGUGAAUUUUGGGCAAUUUUCCAUCUUUGCUCAGUACAGCGAUUUUGUCCUUUUAAAUUACAACUUUAAUUGGUUUGAAGUCCUACAGGUGCUAACUCCUGUGCAACUUGCUGACGUAACUGUCGUGUCAACAGCCCUGUCUAAUUCUACAGAAAUCCAGCUCAUCUUUAGCUACUUAGUUAAAGGAAAUGCAGUCGACAACUUUGCUCAAUACUUCUCAGAACUAAGCAGUAAGAAUAUCAGUAUCACCAACUCUGCUGUGAGAGAAUUCAUGAUGUAUACGACAUUCAACAUCAUCAGCCUGCAUUUUCCAGAUUUUGGCCCCUCUGACUGGGAUCAGUGGUUUCAAGUUUAUCUUAUUCCAGUUCUUUCUAGCAUGAAUGCAACAAUGCUUACUAUUACAACCACAGGGAUUAGCUGCACAGACUAUCAAGCAAUUAUUCAGGGACUUAACAGAGUAUAUAACCAAAUGUCCGCAACUGAACAAGAUGAACUGACCCAAGUAUUGGUAGAGUAUUUAAAAGGAACAGCAGCUAAAGACAACGGCUCAGGGUCCUCUUGUGUGAGUCAGCCUUUAAACAACAGAGUUUGGCUUAUCAGAAAUUUUGGUAAUUUCAGCAUCUUCGCUUCAUACAUGGAUUUUACUGACCUGAAUAAUAAUUUCACUGCGUUUGAUGCUCUAGACCUCAUGACUGUGACACAGCUUGCUCAGUUUUCCGCAAUUCCUGGAGCUCUGAAGAGCUCUGAAGAUGUCAACAAUGUAAUGUCAUUCAUAAAUGUUUCCAGUUUUGGCCAAUUCUUUGAUGUCUUCUCUCCCGCUGUUCAGGCCUACAGUGAUUUUUCAAUGGUUAUAAAGACAGACUUGCUACAGGUGGUUCUCACUAAAGUCUUCAAUGCUCCCACACAACUAAAUAUGACAAAUUUUCUGUUGUGGAUCAAACAAAGGCUUUCACCAUUGCUACCUGCUCUAUCACAAAGCCAGGUGUCUCUUCUCUUUAAUCCAGCCUUCAACCUGUCUUAUCAGGCAUCCCAGGCACUCCAAAAAGUGCUUGGCUCCAUCAAUUAUAUGCUUAAUGUUACAGUACAAAGGGAAAUCUACAAGAACAUCUUGAUUUCACUAACAGUUCCAACACCUUUGUUUCGCUACAAAGGUGGCAACUUUCUUGUGUAUCUAAAUAACACUUUGGGCAAUUUCAAUACCUUCCUGACUUUGUCAGGUUUCUUUUCAAUUAUUCCACCAUCACAGUUGCCCCAGCUGAUGAACACUAUACCACCUGCUCAACUAAGUAUAUUUCUCAGUGUCCCAGGAGUAAUUGAUGACACAAGCCUGUUCCUCAAGAUGUUGAACUACACAAAUCUAGCAACAUUUAUUGAUAAUUUUAACAAUGCAACAUCACAGGCCAACUUACCGUACAAUAUCAAAACUGCUAUUCUGGCUGCUGCCUGGCCUACUGCCAUUCUCACAAACAAACAGAGGGACCUGAAUCUCUGGUUUGGGACAAGAUUAAACUCCUAUAUUGGAUUCCUUAAUUUGAACAUCUUAAACGCCACACUGAAUGCCACAUGCCCUGCAUUUAGUAAAAUAAUUUCACUUCUUGGGUCCAAAACGCUUGCCUAUCUUCAGCCAAGUGAUGUGUAUAAUAUGAUUAAAAAGUAUCUUACUCUAGGAACACUGCCCAAGUGCUUUGAUCCCACCAAUCCAUUACUGAACUCUACAGCUUGGUUUGCUAAUUACAUUGGGAACUUUAUUAUCUACACAAGCAAGAAUGAUUUGGAACUCUUUGCUUCUACUGAAACACUUAUGAACUUCACAACAAGUAAACAAAAUCUGAAACUCUUCAGUAACACAGCCAUACCAAAAGAUGUACUGGAAUUCUACAUUUCUCUGCUGUUUGCAGCAAGACCAAAUUUUAACCUAACAAAGCUACCAGAUGCUCUUCUUUGUUAUGCACCAAUUAAUAGUUUCCUGUCAUCAGUGAAUUUGAACAAUGUUGCAUUUUUGUCUGCAAAAUUCAUUGACAUCUGCAAUACUACACUGUUCACACAGUUUUUGUCAUCUAUGGCUGGAAACACUCCAAACAUCACUGCGGAUGUUAUCGCAUUUUUGGGGACGCAGAGCUCUGACCUAACUGUCACUCAAAUUUUACAAACAGACCCAAGUGUCAUACUUCAGUCAGUCAGCAUCUUGAGUCAAGUGCCUAACUGGAAUCAAGAGCAAGCCAAGGAAGUAAUUCAGAAACUACUUUCAAGUGGCUACCAGGUUAAUUCUGACAGACAACUGAUAGCACUUGGAACUUUAACACAAGGGCUAACAACAUCUGCAAUUCAGAAUAUUAACUCAGCAGCUGUCCUUGGUGCCAUACAAAAUACAACUUUUGUACAAAACCUGUUGCUCGCACCAGAGGUCCUUCAGCAGUUGUUUGUUAAUAAGAUCAUUGCUGCCAACCCAUCCCCAAAUGUAGUACUGCAAAAUGUUCCUGCUAAUUUGGCCAGCUUAAUCCCAGUUUCUUCACUGUUUUUUACUGGAAGCAACAUUGAUCUUCAAAGCCUCAAUCAGAAAAACUGGACACCUGAGCAGGCUGCCUUAUUUUAUUACAAUGUUAUGAUUAGCACCAAGAAUUAUCAGAGUCUUUCAUCUUUCGUACUACAAGGAUAUAGUGGAGCUUCAGUGAAAAAUCUUUCCUCUAAUGACAUCAUUGAAAUUAUUAAAGCAUAUAAAGGGAAAAAUGUAACCCUUGUAGAACAACAGCUGACCUCAAUGGCUUAUUACCUAAAUAAUCAAACAACACUCCAGAACUUUUCAAGUUAUCCUCCAGAAGUUCUUCUGUAUUAUCAAUAUUCUAAAAUCACUGAUACAAACUGUACUGCCUAUUUUAAACAAAUUGGAAAUGCAACUCUACUGGAAAGUACUGGUACACUAAAACAAGCAAAGAUUCUCUUGAAAUCAGCUAAACAAUGUCUGGGUAUAAAAAGCACUAACAUCAGUAGUGAAAAUCUAUCUGUGCUUAACAAUAUGGUUUGUACUUUAAAUGGAACUUACAUUGAAAACUCUGACUGUAGUAUCUUGGAGUACUUUAAAAACUGUAGUACGCUGACUCCAGACCAGGCUUCAUCCAUCCAAACUGUACUUUUGAAUGGCAACACAACAUACGGAAACCCUUCUAACUGGACAAUUCAGACACUGCUUAAUCUUGGAGAACUUCCCUUUUACUUUAACAGAAUUUUUUGGUCCAAAUUUAAAGUGGCAGAUAUUAUUACCUUUCUGGAAGUUUUUGUUCCCAAGAUAAAGUUAGCCGAAAUAAACAAAUCCACACUGACUAAUCUUUACAAGCAACUUAGCCCAACAAGACAACGGAGAGAUACAAGUUGCACUACUGGAAAUAUCACCACAGAUAUUAUCAAAAACUCCAACCUGGAAAUUCAGUAUGAUGUGUCUCAGUUCUGCCUGUGUUUAAGUCCACAAACUGUGAACGACAACUUGGCACUCCUGGUGGAAAAUAUUUAUCUUGAACCCAACCAACAAUGUAUCUUAGAUAAAUUAAAUGAGCAAUAUCCAUAUGAGAUUCCUGAAAUCCAACUUCAAAUGCUUGGACCCGUUUCUCGAUUGGCCACCUUGGAAGACAUUGACAAAUGGACUGUCACCCAGGUUGAUACCUUAACAGAAUUACUGAAUCCAAGUGAUGGCAGCUGGCCUCCUGAUAAGAGUGCACUUUUAAUUACAAAAUUCUUAAAUGCUGGAAAUACAUUUAAUUCUGCAACACUUAAAGCAAUUGGUGGUGAAAACUUGUGCUCUGUGGACAUCUCUGUCCUGGAAGCCAUUGAUGCUCAGGAGCUGAGGGAUGCAGUGCCAUUGAAUAUUUCUUCAUGUUCCUACGACAAGCAGCAAGUAUUGUAUAACAAGAUCUGUACUGCUUACAACCUCCAAACAAUUACUCCACUGCAGAGUUUCAUUGUUUUAAAAGACUAUUUGGGUGGCGCCCCACAAAAAGAUAUCUUGACCUUUGCUUCUGGGAACAUUAACAUGGAUAUAUCAACCUUUCUAACUUUGGAUACAAGCAUAAUAAAUCAACUCAGUGUGGCCAACGUUAACGGUCUGCUCGGCUACAACACUAAAGAUCUGGUGGCCAAUCAGAACAACCCAAAGAUCCAGGCAUGGAUGGAGAAUCAGCCGAGGGCCGCAAUCAACUCUCUUAACCUCGGACUGCAGGGCGAAUACACGAUCAACGCUCCCAGCGGUGUUAUGAAUUUUGUAGCUUCCAUACCAGAUCUUCUUACAGUGGGACAGGUGAAUCCAGGAAUUGAUGCCUUUAACCUUUACAACAUGAGGGGUAACCAGGCGGACUUGGUGCGGACCUCACCAGCAGGGUUGGUGCCAGUGCUUUCGCAGAAUAUCUCGGAUCAGAACCCAGUCGCCAAGGUGGAUUCUCUCAUCUGUAGCCUUGCUGGAGGUGGCCACUCCUCACGCCUUUCAGUGUCCUUUGGAGGCCUUCAGUCCUUUUCUUAUGCUAUGUUUCAUGCACACCACACACUUCUGACAGUACACUGCAGCAUAAAGCGAGAACUCUGGAGUCCUCUAAAAGCUCUCCACAUGUGA